UGUUACUAAAAACCAAGCGCUUCUCAUGAACAAUGAGCUCCUUGAGUGCGGGCUUGGCUGGAAUGUGUCGUUUGCACUGAGAGCUCGCAGUUUGACACACGGUCUCGUUGCUGGAUUUCUUUUUGAUUUUAUUGUUUUGAAGCUCGGUGCAUUUGUUUUGCACGGGAGCUGUUCCUGGACACACGCUCCCCCCGUGUGUGUGUGUGUGAGUGAGAGAGAGAGAGGGGGUGAGAGUUGGAGCGGCGAUGGUUGGCAGCUUAAACCUGCAGGAGGUGACCGGUCCGCUAGUGGAGACCAAGCGGCUGGGAGAGAGGGUGCUGGACAGUCCCGACUCGGGGCUCCCACCCAGCCCCAGCCCCACGCCCAGCCUCUGGCUGCCUUCCCCGGGGAGCUCGGCCGACGGGCGGCUGCUGGAGCAGGACGACCACGGAUUCCCCACCGCAAGACAGCAGCGACACUCGGAUCCUUUGAUUAACUCCCCUUUCCAGAUCGCUGGCUUUGGGCCAAGACUUCACCCGCUGUCGUUUGGAGAAGGUGUAGAAGUUGACCCUCUGCCUCCCAAGGAGAUCAGGUACACCUCCUCGGUGAAGUACGACUCCGACCGGCACUAUAUCGACAACGUGUUCCUGCAGCACUCCUUGGGCGUCGGCUCUUGCCGCCAGACCGUGGUGUGCAUCCCCGACUGCACAUGGCGCAACUACAAGACGGAGCUGAAGUUCGAGAUGCAGCGCAAGCCGCAGCGCUUCCUCAGCGCCGUCAUCGUGUACCCCAAGUACGCCAAGACUGUGUACACCACCACUGUGGAUUACAACUGCAGGAAGGCCAUGCGGCGCUUUCUAUCCAGCGUGGAACUCGAAGUGACGGACUGCAUUAAGCCAAGCUCCCCGACAUUGUGUUUCCCCUGAAUCCAAUUCUGCCCGGGACCCUCCUAUUGCUUCUGAACUCUGGCGGCUUCAGAACUGCUUCAAAACUGCAUUUCUUGCCCCCCCCCCCCCCCUCCUCCUCCCUUGCAUCUUAGAAUCCUGAGGAUUUUCUUCAUCAUAAAUAGAAAAAGAAUUAGGAAUUUAUUUUAGAGAUUUUGAUGCCGUUAGUGUAUAAGGUAGGACUAGAUUGUGCGAGAAUCUAUUUGAUCUUUCUUCCAUUUAGUAUGUUGGGACUAAAGAUUGUGGGGGGGGGGGGGGAGGUGGACAGUGGGUUGGAAGCAAUCUGCCCAGGGUUCGUUCUGUGGGGGAGUGCCAUUGGUGUUUAACAUGAGGUCUUGUGCGGGGGAAGAUGGGGAGGGGGUGCGUUGGCAAACCUGGCCGUGGCACCCAGCCAAAGGCAGACCCUGGGAACGCUGGAGUUCGACGGCCACGGACAGGAGCCAAAGUUCCAACUCCAAUAAAGUUCCACUGCACGCUUGACUUUUUCGGUUCUGAACGUGAGAAGAAUUUGUCACGGUGAACAAAUACGGGGGAAAUUCUGCGUCUUGAUGAACUUGGUCAAGUGACCAUCUGCGGUGGAGGGUUUGGCAAAAUCGGAGGUUGGUAAUCCUAGGUCUUUACCUGGUGCCAAGAAGUGGGUUUUAAUGCGAGUUCUUCUGGGCUGUCUUCACAUAGAAACAUAGAAAAUAGGUGCAGGAGGAGGCCAUUCGGCCCUUCGAGCCAGCACCGCCAUUCAUCGUGAUCAUGGCUGAUCGUCCCGAAUCAAUAACCUGUGCCUGCCUUCUCCC
Molecule: messenger RNA, 1711 nt
Organism: Amblyraja radiata (thorny skate)
Lineage: Eukaryota; Metazoa; Chordata; Chondrichthyes; Rajiformes; Rajidae
Gene: rflnb
Product: refilin B
Exons: 3
Coding region: 246-905 (219 amino acids)
Biological process (GO): actin filament bundle organization; negative regulation of bone mineralization involved in bone maturation; skeletal system morphogenesis
Cellular component (GO): actin filament bundle
Molecular function (GO): filamin binding
Source: RefSeq, a predicted model, not a curated record